CACCGUCUGUGACUGUGUUCGUGUUGUGUCUUGUGUCUCCUGUCUGUUCUGUCCUAAAAAAACACACAGGUUAAUUAUUUUUGGGUUUUUGAAUAGAUAUUAAAAAUGGCUUUAGCAGAUGUAUGUGGAAUGACGGAUUUUUUCCAGUCUCGAGAUAAACUUGUUGAUUGUGAAAGUGAAGUUUACAAUUCAACUGGAAAUUUUGCCAAUAAUAUCUCGUUAGCUCUACCACCGAUUGAAACGCCACGUUUUAAUGAGCUAUUCAGAGAUGACAACACUGUUGGAAAACCCGUCAAAAUCAGGUUUGAUCACGGUACUACAACUCUUGGUUUCCAAUAUCAGGGUGGAGUUCUGUUGGCUGUUGAUUCAAGAGCAACGGGAGGAUCCUACAUAGGCUCGCAAACAAUGAAGAAGAUAGUGGAGAUAAACAACUACCUGCUGGGCACACUGGCCGGCGGCGCGGCCGACUGCGUGUACUGGGACAGAGUGCUGGCCAAGCAGUGUCGCAUCUACGAACUGCGCAACCGCGAACGCAUAUCGGUGGCCGCCGCCUCCAAGCUCAUGUCCAACAACGUCUACUACUACAAGGGCAUGGGCCUCUCCAUGGGCAUGAUGAUUGCUGGCUGGGAUAAGAGGGGACCCCAGCUGUACUACGUGAACGACAGUGGGACGCGGACGAAGGGCCAGGCGUUCUCGGUGGGCUCUGGCUCGAUCUACGCCUACGGAGUGCUGGACUCGGGUUACAAGUGGGAUCUCACCGAUGAGGAGGCAUACGAGCUGGGGCGUCGUGCAAUCUACCACGCUACUUUCAGGGAUUCCGCCAGUGGUGGCAUUAUUCGAGUGUACCACAUCAAAGAAACAGGCUGGAUCAAAAUUUCCGAGCAGGACUGUAUGGAUCUUCAUUAUAUGUACAAGGAAAAAGAAAAAGCCUAAUUUGCUACGUACAUUUUCUCAAUUUAUUAAAUUGUAUUUUGCUAUAAUCAAUUGAUGUGAAUGCUAAUAAAUUUUUUCUAGUUAU
Molecule: messenger RNA, 1018 nt
Organism: Nilaparvata lugens (brown planthopper)
Lineage: Eukaryota; Metazoa; Arthropoda; Insecta; Hemiptera; Delphacidae
Gene: Prosbeta5
Product: proteasome subunit beta type-5
Exons: 5
Coding region: 106-933 (275 amino acids)
Cellular component (GO): proteasome core complex
Molecular function (GO): threonine-type endopeptidase activity
Source: RefSeq, a predicted model, not a curated record